AUGACACGUGCAGAGAUUUCGGCAUCGCAGCGAGCCCUCGUGGUUUUAGAUGAUAUUGAUAAUAGCAAGCAGAUGGAGUUACUGACUUGCAAAAAUUGGGGCGGUCCGGGAAGCAAAAUGAUCGUAACAACUCGCGAUAAGCACGUAUUAAACCUGGCACAGAUAGACAUGGUUUACAAGAUGGAAGUACUUGAAUUUGAGGAUGCUCUGUGUUUGUUCUCUUGGCAUGCAGUUUUGGGGCCCGAGCCAGAUAAAAUACAUAGACAACAGUCGAAAGGGAUUGUGAAGGCAUGUGACGGCCUUCCCCUGGCAAUUGAAGCCGUGGGAGAUCUUUGUGGAUAUCGCAGAGCAUCUGUCACCAAAAAAUUUACGACGUGCAUAUCACUUAUCAGGAGAAAUAAAUAUUUGUGGAUAUAG
Cryptomeria japonica (Japanese cedar) is the source of this 417-nucleotide messenger RNA. Its product is annotated as disease resistance protein RPV1-like. The record is from RefSeq and is a predicted model, not a curated record. The coding region runs from base 1 to 417 and encodes 138 amino acids. The transcript is spliced from 2 exons. Gene Ontology annotation, molecular function: ADP binding. NCBI's taxonomy places the organism in Eukaryota, Viridiplantae, Streptophyta, Pinopsida, Cupressales, Cupressaceae. Gene Ontology annotation, biological process: defense response.